Messenger RNA from Haemonchus placei, 882 nucleotides. Lineage: Eukaryota; Metazoa; Nematoda; Chromadorea; Rhabditida; Trichostrongylidae. The record is from the annotation of a GenBank genome assembly.
UUUCUGAAUCAUAAUUGGAUUGGGUAUGAAGCAGAUCUAGAUCAAAUUUGCUACCAAGGUUUAUCCACUGAAUACCAACUGAAUCAUCUCAUAGGGAACUUGUCAAAAACGUUUGUCGCGCUUAUUGAUGGAAUUGUGAUGGGUGGAGGAUGUGGCCUUUCCGUGAACGGUCGAUAUAGAGUUGCAACUGAGCGCACUAUGUUGGCAAUGCCUGAGACUGCACUGGGACUUUUUCCUGAUGUGGGAGGCUCCUAUUUUCUUUCGCGGCUUAAGAACAACCUCGGGUUUUAUUUGGCUUUGACUGGAUAUCGACUUCAUGGCGCCGAUGCUUUGCAUGCUGGUCUGGCCACUCAUUAUAUUCCUUCUGCAAAACUUGCCGAUUUACAAAAGAAGUUGCUGUCAUUGGACAAUGUUACUGACAAGUCUGUUGAUGCCACCAUACGAGAGUUUGAGCCUGCCAACAUCCCUGGCUUCACCUUAGAGGAACAUCUUCCAGUAAUCGAAAGAACGUUUGAGGCUACAUCAGUUGAGGGGAUAGUUAGUAAUCUCAAAAAAGAAAAUACCGAAUGGGCUGAAAAGCAGUUAAAAACGUUGUCAAAAAUGAGUCCGACGUCAAUGAAGGUCACAUUUAAGCAGCUUAAAAAUGGAGCCAAUAUGGACUUUAGCAAGGUUUUCACAAUGGAGUAUCGCCUUACCCAGAGAUCUGUCGAGGACCAUGACUUUCACGAAGGUUGCAGAGCAAUUUUAAUCGACAAAGACAGAAAUCCGAAAUGGAAGCCUGCAACUCUAGAAGAAGUGUCGGACGCCCAUAUAGAACACUACUUCGCCCCUCUAGACGGCAAAGAAGAUCUAUUUCUCGGCGAUUCGAAUGCUAAGAUAUAG